Molecule: messenger RNA, 1020 nt
Organism: Durotheca rogersii
Lineage: Eukaryota; Fungi; Ascomycota; Sordariomycetes; Xylariales; Xylariaceae
Product: Pkinase-domain-containing protein
Exons: 7
Coding region: 1-1020 (339 amino acids)
Biological process (GO): regulation of transcription by RNA polymerase III; protein phosphorylation; DNA damage response
Cellular component (GO): nucleus; cytosol; protein kinase CK2 complex
Molecular function (GO): ATP binding; protein serine/threonine kinase activity
Source: RefSeq, a predicted model, not a curated record
AUGGCGCGAGUCUACGCCGAUGUCAACCAGAACAUGCCUCGCAGCUAUUGGGAUUACGAUAGCGUCAAUAUAAGCUGGGGCGUUCUCGAGAAUUACGAAGUUGUUCGUAAGAUUGGACGCGGUAAAUACUCGGAAGUCUUCGAGGGUAUCAACGUCAUCAACUACCAGAAAUGCGUCAUCAAGGUUCUGAAGCCGGUCAAGAAGAAGAAGAUCAAGAGGGAGAUUAAGAUCCUCCAGAACCUCUCCGGCGGCCCCAACAUUGUUGCCCUGCUCGACGUGGUGAGAGACAACCAGAGCAAGACGCCGUCGCUCAUCUUUGAGUAUGUCAACAACACCGAUUUCCGAAGUCUCUAUCCCAAGUUCAACGACAUCGACGUGCGCUACUACAUCUGCGAGCUGCUGAAGGCCCUCGACUUUUGCCACAGCAAGGGCAUCAUGCACCGAGACGUGAAGCCUCACAACGUCAUGAUCGACCAUGAGAACAGGAAGUUGCGCCUCAUCGACUGGGGCCUAGCCGAGUUCUACCACCCGGGGACUGAAUAUAAUGUCAGGGUCGCGUCUCGUUAUUUUAAGGGCCCCGAGCUUCUCGUCGAUUUCCAGGAAUACGAUUACAGCUUGGAUAUGUGGAGCCUGGGUGCUAUGUUCGCAUCCAUGAUCUUCCGAAAGGAGCCCUUCUUUCACGGGAACAGCAACUCGGAUCAGCUCGUCAAGAUCGCCAAGGUACUCGGCACCGACGACCUCUUCGAUUAUCUAGACAAGUACGAGAUAGAGCUCGACCCCCAGUACGACGACAUCCUCGGCCGUUUCACCAAGAAACCGUGGCAUAGCUUCGUCAAUACCGAGAACCAGCGCUUCGUCAGCAAUGAGGCUAUCGACUUCCUCGACAAACUCCUCCGAUACGAUCAUCAGGAGCGCCUCACCGCCAAGGAGGCGAUGGCGCAUCCUUACUUCGCGCCGAUUCGGGACGAGGCCACGCUAACCGAAUACCUCGGCGGUGCCACCGUCAGCUCCAGUUCCUGA